GAAGCAACGAUCAUUGCGUUAAAAAAUAAAAACUCCGUGAAAAAAUCAAUAAUACAAUUAAAACAAAACAAUUAAAAAUAAAUAUGUUUAUCAAUUAUAAACAACUCAACGUAAAUAACUAUUUAAGAAAAUAAUAAACAAUACGACACAAAUUGUGUAUUAAACAAUAGAAAAAACUAGAUCAAUAAUAGCUUAUGAUUAAGCAAAAACAAAUUUAUAAAAAUAAAUCAAGAAAACAUAUAAAACGUAGAAAGAAUUAGCAAACAUUACAGAAAUAUAAAAUAAUUUGGAAUUAAGUCCAACAAUUUCGUUAUUCUUAGUGGCUUCUAGGAUUUACAAAUGGCCUCUAUAAGUUCUGCUUAUAAUAAUUCGACUACUGCAUCAGAAGAAGCUGGUGCCAGAAUUGAUCCUCCUAUGCCGCCUACAAUUAACAUAAAAUUCGAAACCAGUGAUGGCUCAAAUAUUUUAUGUCCUUAUAUUGAUUUUUGGGAAAUUUCCUUACAAGAGAAAGUUGGAUGUGGUACUUUCGGUGUGGUCUAUAAGGCAAUUUGGCGUGAUUUUUAUGUAGCCGUUAAGGAAUUUGAUCACAAAAGUGAGGAAAAGCCCAUAGUAAGAGAGAUAAAACAACUGUCAAGGGUGAAGCAUCCUAAUAUUAUUGCUUUGUUUGGCAUAUCCACCAAUCGAAAGUCAAAUUAUAUAAUCAUGGAAUAUGCCGAAGGUGGUUCAUUACAUCAUUUUCUGCAUGGUAAUGUAAAGCCGUACUAUUCGAUGGCCCAUGCAAUGAGUUGGGCACGUCAAUGCGCAGAGGCUGUAGCCUACAUGCAUGCCAUGAAACCGAAACCUCUAGUACAUCGAGAUUUGAAACCGCUCAAUCUUUUGCUUGCCGAUAAGGGAAGAUAUCUGAAAAUAUGUGAUUUUGGUACAGUUACCGAUCUCGUGACAAUCAUGACAAAUAAUAGUGGUUCUGCUGCCUGGAUGGCACCAGAAGUUUUUGAGGGUUCAAAGUAUACUGAAAAAUGUGAUGUAUUCAGUUGGGGCAUUGUGUUGUGGGAAGUGAUAGCGCGAGAAAAGCCCUUUAAAAAUUUCGAUAAUGCAUUUUGUAUUUUAUGGAAAAUACACAAAGGAGAAAGACCACCUCCAAUACCCGAGCUACCAGAACCCAUAAAACAACUAAUGAAUUCUUGUUGGGCUAAGGCACCCGAAUUAAGACCCUCUAUGCAAUAUGUGGUAGAUAAAAUGAAUAUAUUGAUGCAAGCAUAUCCGGGAGCAGAUGAACCCUUAAAUUAUGACUUUAGUAAUCAGCAGAUUAUCAGUGACAAUGAGUCAAUAGACGAAGAUAAUUCUUUAGAUUCUUCCAAUUAUAAUCCCUUUAUGAAUUCACCCUUAACCAGAUCUAAUGCUUCACUGGUUUCUCCUUUCGAUGAUGAACACGAAAAAGUUGAUUAUGGUCCAACUACUCAAAAAAACUAUAAAGACUUUGAAUUCAAUUUCUCCAAUGAAGAAGAUCCUGGCGAUCUUACGGAUGGUAGUUCAGCUGCAAUUAAUGAAAUCCCCAAUUUUAAGCUAAACAACAAUGAUACUGAUUCCGAAGAUAACGAAAACUAUAUACUAUCUUGGCAUGAAAUGUUGGAACCAGCUUUACAACCCGAAUUACCCAUACGAGAUAAUCAGGAGUCGCAAGAAAUCUAUGAGGAACAUAGACGUUUAGCCGAAGAAUAUUUAAUACUAGAAACGAAAUUAUAUUUUGCCGAAAAAUACUGCAAAACGGAAAAGCUAAAAAUGUCGCCUGAAGAGAAAAAAGAAAUGGAGGAAUUAUUGCAGAAAUUGAGGGAAAAAGAAAGAUUGUUGGAGCUUUAUAAUUAUUUGAAAAGUACCCAACCUAAAUGUGAAACAUAUGCAAAUCAAAGUAGUACUGAUUCUAGUGAUAGUUGGGUGAUAAUAUCUGAUAAUAACGUUAAGGCUGAAAACGAAAAAAAAAUUAAAUUUUUAAAUGAAUAUAUUUAAGUCCCUCAAAAAGUUCAUUAUCUCUUUUAUUUUGAAAAGUCUUAAGAAUAUCAUUAGACUUUCAAAAAUCUGAAAAAUAAUAACUAAUAAAUAUAAACAAAUCU
Molecule: messenger RNA, 2108 nt
Organism: Lucilia sericata (common green bottle fly)
Lineage: Eukaryota; Metazoa; Arthropoda; Insecta; Diptera; Calliphoridae
Product: mitogen-activated protein kinase kinase kinase 7-like
Exons: 7
Coding region: 340-2004 (554 amino acids)
Biological process (GO): positive regulation of canonical NF-kappaB signal transduction; JNK cascade; protein phosphorylation
Molecular function (GO): ATP binding; magnesium ion binding; MAP kinase kinase kinase activity
Source: RefSeq, a predicted model, not a curated record